Molecule: messenger RNA, 1530 nt
Organism: Ricinus communis (castor bean)
Lineage: Eukaryota; Viridiplantae; Streptophyta; Magnoliopsida; Malpighiales; Euphorbiaceae
Product: protein LURP-one-related 7
Exons: 4
Coding region: 676-1272 (198 amino acids)
Source: RefSeq, a predicted model, not a curated record
UUGUUCGAUUUUGCUUUGGAAAUUAGUAUAUAUGAAGUUCUAUUGGAGGACUUAAGUUGUAGUUUUCCGUUUUACCACUUUGACAUAUCAAAAAUAUUAUUCUGUCAUUUUUCUUGAUCAAACCCGUUCUUCCCUCUCCUCCCAAUUUCUCUACAUGAUCCCUCUUGUCUGUCCCUCAUCUAAGUUAAUUAACCGAAAAUCUAAUAUCAAUCUUCCUCAUUUCAUAAGCUUUCAUUUAAGGUCUUGAUAUUUGACUUUAGGAGUUGCUUAAAGAAUACCUAGCUUGGUUAAUCUUUGUUGGGGGAUUGGAUGCUUGACUGAAAAUUUGAGUUUCUAAGAGUUUCAAUUUGAUCAUCUAAAAGAUGCCUCAUAUAAAUUGUUGCAGCAAAUAAGUUCCAGAGUCUGUUCUUACUUGGUUCUAUUUUUAUCGGUGAAAUGUUGGCAGUACUACUAAGAGGAUAGUAAGAUUUUAUGAUUGUAUAUUAUACACUCAAUGGGUUUUGUAUUUUGGAUUUAUUUAAAUUCAGAGGUUUGUUAAGGAGAGAUGCUCCUUCAAUAUUUUAUGUUGGUAAUGUGGGUUUGAGGAUUAACCUCCCCUUAGAUUUAAUGGGUUAUUUAUUAUUGGUUCAGGUUGAUUAGAGUUUAGUUUAGGCUUGAUACAAGCUGGGUAGCUUAAUGCAUCUCCCAAUUCCUAGUGCUAGUCAUGAUCUAGGGUUCGGCCAUGACAAUUAUCCAACUGCUCCGCAAAUUCCGAUGGACCUGUUCAUCUCAAAGAAGCAUCCAGACCUCGCACAUGGUGAACUUGGGUUCGCUGAUUCCUCGGGGAAUUUAGUCUUCAGGACUAAAUAUAUUUCUUCUAAAAGAUGUUCAUCUAGUAAGUGGGUAAUUCUUGAUAAGUCAAGAAAUCCCAUUAUAUCUAUAUAUCGUCAAAAGAAUGGAUAUUGGCAUGGCUUUAAGGGCGAUAGUGAAGGGGAGAACCAAAUGACAUUUAAAGUGCAAAGAACUUUGAAUAAGAUAUUUAGGACCGAGUUAGAGGUCUUUCUUGUCAAAGAGAAUUCAGGAGAAUCAGCUUCUGACUUCAAGAUCAAAGGUUGUGCCUUUCAAAGAUCAUGCAUUAUCUAUGGAGGCGAUGCCAUUGUAGCCCAGACCAGUCUGAUGCACAAGCUUCACCAGAUUUUUGUUCGAAGAAGUAGUUUUCGACUAACCAUAUUUCCUGGAUGCAUGGAUCAUGGGCUUAUUGUGGCUUUGCUUGUGAUUUUUUUAUAUGGAUAAAAGGAAUUGAAACAAAGACAAUUCAUAGUUAUCCAUUUGUUGCAUGGUCAGUUUUUCGUUUUUAAGACAAAAAUGAAAUAAUGUCAAAUUCAUAUACAGAAACAUUACAUUAGUGUUUUCUUUGAUCAUUCUUGAUAGAAGUACAUUAUUGUUAUGGUGAAUCUGAAAACCCGAAGCAGAACUCGAAACUGAGUAAAUCUCAGUUCGCUUCUGUAUUUUCUAAAAUAUUUUGGUUAUACAUAAUUGAUUGAUGUUUCA